CCGCUAGGGUUUAGGGUUUAAGCGUUCUUCUUCUGGACUUCCCAUUUCCACAGUGAACUCUUCUUCAGUAAAGUUAGGGUUUUUCCUCCUCCGAUUCUGCAUUCGUCCUAGGGUUCAUCAUGUGGGCGCUGCGCCGAUCUUCUAAUCCUCUCAAGAAUGGAAGAAUUAGCUUAGGAAGUGCACAUACUGUUUCUUCCAAGUUGGAAACUUCGAGUUAUUACAUAAAAGAAAAGGCUGGCCUUUUUGAAUCUUCUGAAUUAGUAUCAAAAACGUGUAUACCAGUGUUGAGAUUUUACAGUUCCAGACAUGCUUCUUCAAAUCUAUAUAUUGGGAGGCGUGCUCUUUCCUCAAAAGCUGGUACAGAAAGCAAAGGAGAAGAAGAAGAAGACUUGGAAGAUGGUUUUUCUGAACUUGAAACUCCUGUUAGUCACAAAGCAAAUGAUUAUGUUAAUGGUGAGGGUGAAAAUGAAGAACUUAUGUCUGAUCUGGAAGAUUCUGCCGUUGAUGAUGAUGAUGUUGUUGAAGAGCCUGCUCAAGAUGAACUAGGAUUAUCAGAUACGGAAACCAUUUCUGUUGAGAAAAAAUCAUUGAGAAGAGGUGCUUAUUCUGAACUGUUUGGAGCCAUUGUUUCUGCUCCUGGUCUUUCUGUUCACAAGGCUCUUAACAAGUGGGUUGAGGAUGAAAAGGAGUUGAGCAGAGGAGAGAUAUCAUUGGCUAUGCUUAAUCUUCGUAGGCGUAAAAUGUUUGGGAGGGCAUUGCAGCUCUCUGAGUGGUUGCAAGAACAUAAGAAGCUUGACUUUACAGAGAGAGAUUAUGCUGCACAUCUUGAUUUGACUGCCAAAGUUCGUGGCUUGCAGAAGGCAGAACAUUACAUUGAAAUGAUUCCUGAAUCCUUCAGAGGUGAGUUGAUCUACAGAACUCUUUUGGCAAACUGUGUUGUCCGUAACAAUGUGAAGAAAGCAGAGAUGGUCUUCAACAGAAUGAAGGACCUAGAAUUCCGAAUCUCUGCAUUUGCUUGCAACCAGCUGCUUAUCCUCUACAAGAGAUUCGACACGAAGAAAAUAGCUGACGUCUUGUUAUUAAUGGAGAAAGAAAAUGUCAAACCCACUCUCUCCACUUACAAAAUCUUAAUAGACACAAAAGGCUCAUCCAAUGAUAUAGCUGGGAUGGAGCAAAUUGUUGAGGCAAUGAAGGCUGAAGGUGUUGAACAAGAUGCAUAUACGCAGUUUAUCUUGGCUAAACACUAUGCCUCAGGAGGAAUUCCAGAAAAGGCUGAGGAGGUUUUAAAGGAGAUGGAAGGAGAUAAUUUAACACAGAAUCGAUGGGCAUGCAGAUAUUUGCUUUCUCUUUAUGCAGAGCUUGGAAAGGCCGAUGAAGUAGGAAGGGUUUGGAAGGCCUGUGAACCAAAACCCCGGGUUGAUGAAUGCUUGGCUGCUAUUGAUGCGUGGGGAAGGUUGAAGAAAAUUGAAGAGGCAGAGGCAGUCUUUGAGAAGAUGGUAGAAGUAUGGAAGAAGCCUUCAUCAAAAUAUUAUUGUGCACUCUUAAGGGUGUAUACAAGCAACAAGAUGGUUGAAAAAGGAAAGGAUCUUGUUAAGCAAAUGGCAGAUAGUGGAUGCCACAUUGGCCCCUUAACUUGGGAUGCACUUAUUAAGCUGCAUGUGGAAGCAGGAGAGGUGGAAAAGGCUGACUUAAUCUUGCAUAAGGCAACCCAACAGAAAAUGGCAAAGCCCUUGUUUAUGUCUUACAUGACUGUUAUGGAUCAGUAUGCAAAGAGGGGUGAUGUCCAUAAUGCUGAGAAAAUGUUCCAUAGGAUGAGACAGGCUGGAUAUACAGGGCGGUUACGACAAUUCCAGACUCUAGUCCAGGCUUAUAUAAAUGCCAAAGCUCCACUCUAUGGUAUUAAGGAGAGAAUGAAAGGAGACAAUAUGUUCCCAAAUAAGCCUAUGCUUGCACUUCUCACUCAAGCAGAUCCCUUUAAGAAGACAGCAGUUUCAGACUUACUUGACUAAAGCUUUCAGUAUUCAAUGACCCUUAGAACGUUGAUGCCUUAAUUUAAGCACAGUUAUUGCCUUUCAUUGCUAGGUUAAACAUCUAUUGUGAUUAAGGUUAAAUAUGUUCUUUUGUUUUUGAACGUUUCUCUGGGAAGUUCUAUGGUAAAUUUUAUGAUGAAUGCUGUUGAUUUUGCCAAAAGCUUAGAUUAUUGUCCAACAACCUUGGUUGAUGUUUGCCCAUUCUGACAUUCAUG
Rubroshorea leprosula is the source of this 2245-nucleotide messenger RNA. The record is from the annotation of a GenBank genome assembly. NCBI's taxonomy places the organism in Eukaryota, Viridiplantae, Streptophyta, Magnoliopsida, Malvales, Dipterocarpaceae.